Glarea lozoyensis ATCC 20868 is the source of this 912-nucleotide messenger RNA. RefSeq names its product AMMECR1-like protein. Bases 1 to 912 code for a protein of 303 amino acids. The record is from RefSeq and is a predicted model, not a curated record. NCBI's taxonomy places the organism in Eukaryota, Fungi, Ascomycota, Leotiomycetes, Helotiales, Helotiaceae. The transcript has 2 exons.
AUGGCGACAGUCGAACAUUGUCUGUACUGCUUCGAGGCACUCUCCGCCAGCCUCGAGAAGCGCAGUCCUAUGUCCCUCUACCAGGUCCAAACAUCCUGGGAUUCAUAUCCUAAAGGUCUUGACGAAGAUGAUUCCGAAGUCGAAACCUCCUCGGCUGCUGAGCCUGGAGAUUCUGAACCCGUGUCACGUCCCACCCCACGCCAUCCCUCGGUUCAGAGGAUAGCAGAUAACAGGAAUAGUUCCCGCUCGAGUGGCAGUUCUACACCUGCGAGUAGCAGCAGCAACAGCCUCAGCGUCGAAAGCGCGGCCUCCACGCCAGGGAGUUCAGGAAGUUAUUCGCCGGUCGGGUUACAUCCCAGAAGGACAAGUCAGAGGGGUGGGGAGAUCACAGAGAGUCCAUUGUUUGUGACUUGGAAUACCAUCGAACCAUCAUCGCAGCACCCCCGCUCUCUUCGUGGUUGUAUCGGAACAUUCGAAUCCCUACCCAUCGCCAGCGGCCUCGCCUCCUACGCCCUAACAUCCGCCCUCCAAGACCACCGCUUCUCACCUAUCUCCCUCCGCGAACUCCCCACCCUCGAAGUCUCAGUGACGCUUCUCACAGACUUCGAGCCCUGUAAAGAUGCGAUGGAUUGGGAACUCGGGAUCCACGGAUUGAGAAUCAGUUUCUACGCCAGGAAUAAGAGAUAUGGGGCUUGUUACCUGCCAGAUGUGGCUGUGGAACAGGGAUGGGAUAAGGAGGAGACGAUUGUGAGUUUGAUGAGAAAGGCGGGCUGGAGUGGCAAGAAAGAGAAAUGGACUGAGGUGGGCGACUUGAAAUGUGUGCGAUUUCAGGGGAAGGCGGAGAGCGCGGGGUGGGAUGAGUAUAAGAAUUGGAAGGAAUGGGUUGAGAAGGGUGGCGAGGGGAAGAAUUAA